Juglans regia (Persian walnut) is the source of this 1677-nucleotide messenger RNA. Its product is annotated as cytochrome P450 71A1-like. Lineage: Eukaryota; Viridiplantae; Streptophyta; Magnoliopsida; Fagales; Juglandaceae. The coding region runs from base 58 to 1611 and encodes 517 amino acids. The record is from RefSeq and is a predicted model, not a curated record. The transcript is spliced from 2 exons. Gene Ontology annotation, molecular function: heme binding; oxidoreductase activity, acting on paired donors, with incorporation or reduction of molecular oxygen; monooxygenase activity.
CACACGCAUUAUAUACAACUGAAAAAGCCGCGUAGCCAAGUGCAGAACACUGAGGAAAUGGCCCUGCAACAAUGGUUGAUACAAUCAUGGAAAGAGCUACACAAAGUACCCGUCUAUCUCCUCCUAUCUCUACUCUUUCUCUUUUCAUUUCAGCGUUUUUGUAAACGUAUAUUUAAAACCACCAAACUCAAUUUGCCUCCAUCCCCACCAAAGCUUCCAAUUAUAGGCAACCUUCACCAGCUUCGCAAGCUCUCACACCGCUCUUUUCGAGCCCUUUCUGAGAAGUAUGGCCCCAUAAUACUCUUACACUUGGGUCAUACUCCAACCUUGAUAGUGUCAUCUGCCGAUAUAGCCAGAGAAGUCAUGAACUCGCAUGAUAUUGUUUUCUCAAACCGGCCCCAAACUACAGCCGCCAACACCUUACUCUAUGGUUGCACUGACGUUGGGUUCGCACCCUAUGGUGAGUAUUGGAGACAAGUUAGGAAGAUUUGUGUUCUUGAGCUUUUGAGCCUUAAAAGAGUGCAAUCGUUUCAGUAUGUAAGGGAAGAAGAAGUUGAUUCAUUAAUGAAAAAGAUACACGAGUCGUGCAUCAAACAGACUCAUGUUAAUCUUAGUGAGAUGAUCAUUGCAACCUCAAAAAACAUAGUCUCAAGAUGUGUAUUUGGACGGAAGUUUGAAGAAGAAAAUGGUAAGAGAAGUUUUGAAGAUCUAUCAAGAAGGAUACUGGCACUAUUGACAUCAUUUUGUUUGGGUGACUUUUUCCCUUAUUUGGGAUGGAUUGAUGUUCUUACGGGGUUCAUCCCGAAUCUCAAAGCUACUUUUAGAGAAUUAGAUGUAUUUUUUGCUCAAGUGAUUGAAGAACACAAGACAAGGAAUUGUAAUGAUGACCGGCCUUAUACGAAAGAUUUCGUAGAUAUUCUUCUUCAACUUCAAAGGGAUGGAAUGCUCGAAUUUGAGUUCACCGAAGACAACCUCAAAGGAAUCUUACUGGACAUGUUUGUCGCAGGAAGUGAUACGACUUCAACAACUUUAGAAUGGUUAAUGGCAGAGCUCAUAAAGAAUCCAAAUAUCAUGAAAAAAGCACAAGAAGAGGUGAGAAGAGUGGUGGGAAUGAAGUCAAAAAUAGAUGUGAAUGACAUCAAUCAAAUGAAUUACUUGAAAUGUAUCUUGAAGGAAACUCUCAGAGUACAUCCACCAGCUCCUCUUUCGGUACCUCGAGAAACAUCAUCAAGUGUGAUAUUAGGAGGUUAUUAUAUUCCGCCAAAAGCCAAGGUAUUUGUCAAUACAUGGGCAAUCCAAAUGGACUCUUCCGUAUGGGAUAAGCCAGAAGAGUUCCUUCCUGAGAGAUUUAUAAACAACCCAGUUGAUUUUAAAGGUCAAGACUUUGAAUUCAUCCCAUUUGGAGGUGGGAGAAGGGGAUGCCCAGGGUUGACAUUCGGUGUUACUACAAUUGAGUAUGUGAUUGCCAACCUCUUGUGUUGGUUUGACUGGAGGUUGCCUAGUCCAAUUGCGCAGGGGGAAGAUGACUUGGACAUGAGGGAAGUUAACUACUCACUUGUUGUGACUAAGAAAUUUCCUCUUCAUCUUGUACCAAUAUUGUACUCCCCAUGAUACAUCCAGAUCAGAUUCACGAGUUAUGUUCAUGAUAUGACUUUUCCUGAGGUGAUUUGCCUCAUC